GUUGCCGUAGCGAUGUUUGAAAAUGGCGGCCACACCGUACGUCAAGUACGAUGACGGGGCCAUUCCCGAUGGAUUUGCAGCAAACUGCUUUCCUGUUCGAACAUUACUCAGAAAUGGCGAAGAUGUUAAUGGAGCCUGGUUGGUUGCCCAAAGGGCAGAACAGAGACGUCGCUUCAAGGCUGUCCUCUGCACAAAGCCACGUACAUAUUCCAGGAUCAAAGGGGAACGGAAAAGGGCUGAGAAACAGGGCACAGCCUUAGCCUCUCAAAGCUUCAUCAAUGAUGAGGAUGAGGAUGAAGAAGAGGCCCCAUUGCUUGAUGGAUUCUUUUUGAUGAAGUAUUGCUGUGUUGAAGACCCUGUGGAUUUGUGUUCUGUUAACAUUGCGGGAAAAGAGCUGACAGAAUAUAAGGAGGAGGACUUCCAACUCUUCGACAAUGUUGCUUAUGUCAACGCUGCAGAGAAUUAUCUCCCCUUUGAGGCUUUUCGAGGAUUUCCAAUCAUACGAGAACUUGAGGUUCCCCUGAAUGCCAUUAGGAACAUCAGGCUGAAUCCCGGAGACUAUCCCCUUCUAGAGAUGGUGGAUAUGUCCUACAAUAAUAUUUCUCACGAUGACGUCCUUGCCCUCGGCACUUUACCUGCCCUCAAAGUGCUGCAUCUGACUGGGAACAACUUCCGCUCCCUACCAACUGACAUGGCUAUCCCUUACCUAGACCCUAAUAGUAAACGACAAGUACCGCGUUUCAAGAAUUUAGAAAUUCUGAUGUUGGAUGACAACAGAUUGACUGAUGUGCGAGUGUUUGCUGCUUUAGCUGGUUUAAACAGAUUGAGACAUUUGAAUCUUGAGAAGAAUGAAAUAUUUUAUGUACCACAACUGAAAUCUGUGGAGGGGACAAUGGUAGUCAAUGAAGAUGAAAAAGCAACAGAAAAGUUACGGAAAUCUGCUCGGAAAUCUGGUAGAAAAUCGGCUCGGACCCCUCGUUCUGGAAAGCAGACAGAACGAGAACCAGAGGUGUCGGUGGUUGUUGACAAACCAGAAGGUGAAAAAACUGAAAUGUCUAAAAUGGAUACAACGCUGGCAUCCGAGUCAAUCCUGGCCCCAGCAAACACAUUGGAUAUCAGGUCAGACGUCAAGUCUAUGGACGACCCAGCAAGCAAAAAACCAGAGACAAGUAAUGUGACAGAACUCCUGGAGACAGAGUUUAGUGGAACAAUGGGUGACUUGUCUGCGAGAAUCAAAGACUUGGACUUCACAGUGUCAUCACCACACAUCAUAGACACAGCCAGAAAUGGGGCCCAAAACUCAUUCAGAGACGAGAAGGCCCCAUCAUUUCCACCCUUCCCUGAGCUACGAUACCUCAACCUCGCUAGAAACACUAUAACAGAGGAGGAGGCCUUGUUGGCGGUGGCCGCGUGGCCAAUGUUGAUGGAGCUAAUAAUCCACUCUAAUCCACUUACCACCAUGAAAAGUGGCGAUCCCCCACUCCUCUCCCGCUUCCUGCAAGACAGACUCGGAAUCAAACUCAUCCGCAAGAAACAGAAUGACAACAGCUUCAUAAAACCUAAAGUGGAAAUCACACAGAAGAAAUCACGCAAAGUGACAACUAUUGUACCAAAAAUCCCUAAGAUUCCUCUAGAGGAGCGCUUGAUGUUGGAGGCCCCUAAGCCUCCUCCAGGUCCAAAGCCUGACCAUACAAGACCAGGCCACAGUCAGGUGGUCAAUGCCCUUGACCUUCAUAAUAAGCCCCUGUCACCUAUACCGGGAACCCCAGAUUACCAAAGACCAUUUUCUGCAGGAUCGGAACCAAAAUCACAAGGAGGCAAGGAGGGAGUAAACGAGACAAAGAACGCCUGGGAGGAUGAGAGCCACCCUGUGAUUGAGGAGGAUGAAGUGAAAGAAGAUGAGAGAGGAGGCUCAGCUUUCUUCAUGACGCAGGUGGACGAACAGGAAGGGGAUACUACCCAGAAGGAUCAACCCAAGAAAGAGAAGAAGGAAAAGAAACACAGGAGGAAACACAAGGAUAAGACAAAGGAGAAGUCGGACACUCGCUAUAAAGGCUAUGAGCUCCUGCUGGAUUGCGAGGACGACCCAGACUUUAUAGAACCAAACGAUAUGCAAGGAAAUGUCCGGGCCUUGAAAUAUGCCCUAAACCAUGAGCUGGUAUAUCGUGACCCUGCUGUUCAUCUUCAUAAAGUCACCCGCCAUAUUGAACCCUACAAGAAGUGGACACUGCCUGAGCUGACCCCUCGUCGUACCAAACAGGAAGUGAUCGGUGAAACCCUGGACUUUAUCAGGAAACGCCCCACAGUGGAGGAAUCUAACCUGGGCGAGGUUCUCACUAGUCGACGUAAACCACCUAGUGACCUAGCCGACGCUCAGAAACUCCUAGGAGAGAUACAACGUCGGUACAAUUCAGUAAGAGUCAAUUCUAUGAAAGAAGCGAAGGAGGCAAGAACAUUGAUCAGUGGACUUAAGGAAGUUCAUGGCCCGAAGAAGGAUGCACAUGUCACUAUAUCAUAGUUACUGUGUGGUCACAGAUUUUACCUUCUGUAGACAAAACUGUGAAAUCAUGAACCAUGUGGUGUCUGAAAAUGCCAUGCAAUCAGUUUUCUUACUUAUAGUUUGUUGCUGUUACACAACCAUCCUAAAACCACUCUCCCAUACAUCGAUCUGGAUGAGUCCAAUAUGAUCUAUAGUGGUUAAAGGGUUAACCCAAAAAAAUUACGUUAAGUGUUGAAAAAUUUUAAACUGGACUGUUGUGAACUCGGUUACAAUGUGCUGUGACAGAGUGUUGUUUCCAAUCUUUCUUUAUAACGGUUACGAAUGCUGCUCGGUGUGUUCCAUUCACAUCAGAUGUAGAUAAAGUUACUAUCCUGUUGGGACAUAAAUGUACAACAUCCGAGCCAAAACCCUGUACCACAUUAUUAGUGGCAAGAUGAGUUCCUGAUAGUACUGGAGGAGGAGGAAUUAGUGCUAUUUAUAGGAUGUAUAAGAUAUAGUAGUCGGGGGAUAUCUCACUGGCUGUACACUAAUGUAUGGUGGUGCAAAACGCCAAAUAAUGGUGAGUUACUCUCUACAGUGGUACGGAUGGUGACUUAAUUAUCUGAACACUUUUUGUAGACUGUAUCAAUCCGUGAUUAUAAAGUUGUUAUCUCAGCCAAAUUUCAAUGCUGUUACAGGUGAUUAUUCUAAGAAGUACAUUUUUUUAUCAUAUCAUGAAAAAAGAAACCGUUCCAGUAAUUAUUGCAGUCUUCCUCUAAUAACUAGUUAUUGUGAUUUUGAAGAUCCGAAUUGUCAUAAUAUAGUAAAAAUAAUCCCAUUUGUUACAAAAGGAACAAGUAAAUGGUAUUACGCCAAAAACAGAUGUUUGAAUCGUCGCCAUCAGCAUUAUCUUGUGUGUGACUUAGAUAUGAGGUGGAUAUAUCAAACGUAACAUGGUAUGUUAAACACUUAUCGUUCAUUCAUAUAUAUAUAUACUUACUGCACACUGAAGUUGUUUUUCCUGCAGUGCAAUUUUCAAGAUUUUUAUGCGAAAUAAAUAUAUAUAUAUAUAUUAAAGCUUAGGGAAAUAAAAGUGACUGAAAGGAUGGUUGAUUGUCGAAGAUAGCUUAAUAUCAAGAAUUAGUUGGGAGAAAAAAAAGUUGUUUUUGCACACUGCUGUAUAAAUGUCCAUUUGAGACAAAAUGUGAAUUUUUUUUGUGAUAAAUGUAUUUCACGACACAGAUCGAGAGAUAUGAUAUCAGUCUUACAGGAACUGUGAUAACCUGUUUUGUAUAUAUUUCUGUUGACUUAUGUAUAUAAUGUUGUAGAUGUGUAAUGUAUUGUCAAAUAAUUCUAUCAACCUUUUGUACAGUACUAUUUUUUCACCAGAGAUCUAUGACACUAUGUUAUGUUAUUGUAACCCUAUUACAAAUACAUUGGAUUUAAAAUG
This is a messenger RNA of Mizuhopecten yessoensis (Yesso scallop), 3929 nucleotides long. Its product is annotated as X-ray radiation resistance-associated protein 1-like. Bases 23 to 2518 code for a protein of 831 amino acids. The record is from RefSeq and is a predicted model, not a curated record. NCBI's taxonomy places the organism in Eukaryota, Metazoa, Mollusca, Bivalvia, Pectinida, Pectinidae. The transcript has 14 exons. Gene Ontology annotation, cellular component: nucleus. Gene Ontology annotation, molecular function: protein binding.